AUAUUCUGAGUGUGGAUGGUCUACUUUUUGAUUUUUUUGGUCCCUCUCCGCAUUUCCGCUUUUCAUCUGUCUAUCUGUCCUGUAAAGUUCCUUCAAGCGUUUUAGUCCACGAGGUUAGCUUUGAUCUUCCGAGAUGCAGAAAGCAACUAAGACGACCAAAGAGGCUAUUCAGAGCGUCCAGGUUUUCGGGCGGAAGAAAAGUGCCACUGCUGUAGCUUACUGCAAGCGAGGCAAGGGAAACCUGAGGGUCAAUGGCAGACCUCUGGAGAUGGUGGAACCCCGAGUGCUCCAGUAUAAACUGCAAGAGCCUAUCCUGCUACUGGGCAAGGAGCGUUUCUCUGGUGUGGACAUCAGGGUGAGAGUGAACGGUGGAGGUCACGUAGCCCAGAUCUACGCCAUCAGGCAGGCCGUGUCCAAGGCCCUCGUCUCAUAUUACCAGAAGUAUGUAGAUGAAGCCUCCAAGAAAGAGAUCAAGGACAUCCUGAUCCAAUACGACAGGACUCUGUUAGUCGCUGAUCCCAGACGUUGCGAGCCAAAGAAGUUUGGAGGUCCAGGCGCCAGGGCAAGAUACCAGAAGUCAUACCGUUAAUGUUCUUCUUUUAUUUUUAUCAAUAAAAAUGGUUUGGUAAAAUCCA
Homalodisca vitripennis (glassy-winged sharpshooter) is the source of this 635-nucleotide messenger RNA. RefSeq names its product 40S ribosomal protein S16 (gene RpS16). Gene Ontology annotation, molecular function: structural constituent of ribosome; RNA binding. The transcript is spliced from 5 exons. Gene Ontology annotation, cellular component: cytosolic small ribosomal subunit; ribosome. Gene Ontology annotation, biological process: maturation of SSU-rRNA from tricistronic rRNA transcript (SSU-rRNA, 5.8S rRNA, LSU-rRNA); translation. The record is from RefSeq and is a predicted model, not a curated record. NCBI's taxonomy places the organism in Eukaryota, Metazoa, Arthropoda, Insecta, Hemiptera, Cicadellidae. The coding region runs from base 134 to 589 and encodes 151 amino acids.